Molecule: messenger RNA, 964 nt
Organism: Rubroshorea leprosula
Lineage: Eukaryota; Viridiplantae; Streptophyta; Magnoliopsida; Malvales; Dipterocarpaceae
Source: the annotation of a GenBank genome assembly
AUCUCUUUCUCAACUCAUUGAAAAGACGUCCCUUUUUACACUUAGGUCAAUGACUCAGUCUUAGUUCCCUUUUCAUGGAUCACUGCUAUGUUUUCCUUCUUGAAUAUCUCCUUUCAAUAGAUCUUUUUGUUGUCAUUAGCCUAAGUCACCCUUUCAGGUUUUCAACUUAGACCUUGCCCCCACUUCUUCUUCUCUCUUUUCUUCUUCUUUUUUUUUUUUUUGUUCAUAGAUGAGCAAGUUACAAAUCCUCUGAUAAGGACUUUACAUUGGCUUGUAUCGUGGUUUAGGGCUUGGCUAAUUAGAAAGAAAGAAUAAAAUGGCUCAAAAUUCCCUUUUCCCAUUGAAUCCCCUUACUAACACUCUUCUCACCCUAGGCUCUUGAUGUAGGACAAUUUAGAAAUAAAAUCGUCAGGCUUUUAUAAGUUAGACGAUUGCCUUUUCUUUUGGCUCAAAAAGGGUUUCUAAGGAUAAUUUCCAUGAUCAAAGGAUAAAGAAGAAUAGCCUUUCGUCAUUGGAUUCUUUACUUCCUCAUCAUGAACACUUUUUCUUUAUUUUGCCUAGACCACCCCAUUAGGCUUGUUUUAACCAUCUCUUCUCAUGGUCACAAGCUCAACCACAAGAAGAUUGACACAUCUUACGAUUUAAUGAUAGGAACAAGAAGAAUCUCUAUUGUCUUGUUGUCUAAAGCUUCACCAUGAGUAGGUAGAGUAAGCUUGUCAUCGCCCCUUCCUUCAUCAAUGACACAUAUGCUCAACUUCUCAAAAAGAAGUGCUCAAACCAUCAUUAUUUGUUGACGUAGUCACCUCAUGACCUUUAUCGGAAUCUUUCUCGAUCAUAUUAACCGUUGGACCAUCAUGUGUGGGUAAAGGGUUUUUAGUGAUAUUUGGACCAACAACCUCAGGUUCUGAUGUAAUUUGUAACUCCUUUGCAUCUAUCAGAUCUUGGACACGGUGCUUUAAAGCAA